CACAGAUCAAUCAAUUAUCCAAAUUUCUAACUAGAUCCAUGAAGCAAAUAAACAAUGUGACAGAAUUCAUCCUGCUUGGGCUGACACAGAACCCAGAUGUGCAGAAACUCUUGCUUGUCAUAUUUGCACUCAUCUACUCCCUUACCCUCAUUGGCAACCUGCUCAUUAUUGUAACAGUCAUCUCUAGCCCAACACUGGGAUCCCCCAUGUACUUUUUUCUGUCCUUUUUAUCCUUCGUAGAUGGCUGCUGCUCUUCCACCAUGGCCCCAAAAAUGAUAUAUGACUUACUUGCUGAAAAAAAAACAAUCUCCUUCAAUGGCUGCAUGACUCAGAUCUUUGCAGAACAUUUCUUUGGUGGAGUUGAGAUCAUCCUGCUCACAGCUAUGGCCUAUGACCGCUAUGUGGCCAUCUGCAAGCCACUAUAUUACAUGAUCACAAUGAACAGGAGAGUAUGUGGCUUCCUGGUUUCCACGGCCUGGGCUGGGGGAUUUCUUCAUGCUUUGAUUCAAAUUCUUUUUAUGGUCUGGUUGCCUUUCUGUGGCCCAAAUAUCAUUGACCAUUUUAUCUGUGACCUUUUCCCUCUCUUAAAACUUUCCUGCACUGACAACCACAUCUUUGGACUCUUUGUUGCUGCCAACAGUGGGCUAAUGUGUAUGCUAAUUUUUUCUAUUCUUCUCACCUCUUAUGUACUCAUCUUUUGCUCUCUAAAGACUCAUAAGUUUCAGGAAUCAAUGAAGGUGUCCUUGGGCUUCCUUGGAGAAAGAUUUGAAGUAGCCGAAUUCAGCACCUGCUAUUCCAAGGAAAGGUACAUGUAG
Molecule: messenger RNA, 815 nt
Organism: Mus caroli (Ryukyu mouse)
Lineage: Eukaryota; Metazoa; Chordata; Mammalia; Rodentia; Muridae
Product: olfactory receptor 4C5-like
Biological process (GO): G protein-coupled receptor signaling pathway
Cellular component (GO): membrane
Molecular function (GO): G protein-coupled receptor activity; olfactory receptor activity
Source: RefSeq, a predicted model, not a curated record